AGUCUCAGCUGGAGGAGAGCGUGGGAGAGAGGUGGUGUUUGACUUGCAUCAGUUGGACAGCAAGACAUUUGAAUCCAGGACACCAGCCAGCAUGCUGCCCAUCACAGACGAAGUGCUGAAGCUGCUGAAUGUAGAGAAGACUUCGUUCCGUACCUAUACCAUCUCUGCACUGCUCCUCUCUCUUCUUGUUGUCUUCUUCCGGCUCCUCCUGCACCUAUUUCAGGUUUGCCGCCAAUUCUAUGUCACCUGCCAGCGGCUCCGCUGCUUCCCCCAACCCCCUCGAAGGAACUGGCUGCUGGGACAUCUGGGAAUGUUCUUGCCCAAUGAGACGGGCCUACGGGAUGAGGUGGAGGUCCUGAAUUCUCUGCUCCACGUGGUUUUGGUGUGGAUGGGGCCCUUCCUGCCGCUGCUGGUGCUGGUGCACCCCGAUUACAUCAAGCCCCUGGUCGGGGCCUCAGCUGCCGUAGCUCCUAAGGAUGAACUUUUCUAUGGUUUCCUGAGACCCUGGCUUGGAGACGGGCUGCUGCUGAGCAGAGGGGAAAAAUGGGGCCGUCACCGCCGCAUGCUCACCCCGGCCUUCCACUUUGAUAUCCUCAAGCCCUACAUGAAGAUCUUCAACCAGUGCACGGACAUCAUGCACGCCAAGUGGCGGCGGUUGUCUGCAGGGGCUGUUGUCUCCCUAGACAUGUUUGAACACGUCAGCCUCAUGACUCUGGACAGUUUGCAGAAAUGUGUCUUCAGCUACAACAGCGACUGUCAAGAGAAGAUGAGCGACUACAUCUCGGCCAUCAUCGAGCUAAGUGCCCUGGUCGUGAAGCGACAGUACCGACUGCACCACCAUCUGAAUUUCAUCUACUACCGCACAGCUGAUGGGCGCCGCUUCCAACAGGCCUGUGAUAUCGUGCACCACUUUACCACUGAAGUCAUUCAGGAGCGGCGGCAUGCCCUCAACCAGCAGGGAGCUGAGGCGUGGCUCAAGUCCAAGCAGGGCAAGACCUUGGACUUCAUCGAUGUAUUGCUGCAGGCCAAGGAUGAAGAGGGGAAGUAUCUGUCUGAUGAAGACAUCCGGGCAGAAGCCGAUACGUUUAUGUUUGAAGGACAUGACACCACAUCCAGCGGCCUCUCCUGGAUACUGUUUAAUUUAGCAAAAUACCCAGAAUAUCAGGAGAAAUGCCGGGAAGAGAUCCAAGAAAUCAUGAAGGGGAGAGAGACGGACGAGAUUGAAUGGGAGGAUCUGACCCAGAUGCCCUUCAUCACCAUGUGCAUCAAAGAGAGCCUACGCCUCUAUCCCCCCGUCACCCUCAUCUCCCGCCGUUGCACCGAGGACAUCAAGCUUCCAGAUGGACGGGUCAUCCCCAAAGAAACCAUCUGUCUGGUCAGUAUCUACGGGACCCACCACAAUCCGGCAGUAUGGCCGGAACCCAAGGUAUUUAACCCGUACCGCUUUGACCCGGAGAACCCCCAGCAGAGGUCACCACUGGCCUAUGUGCCCUUCUCAGCCGGACCCAGGAAUUGCAUUGGCCAGAGCUUUGCCAUGUCAGAAAUGAAGGUGGUGGUGGCCCUGACUCUCCUGCGCUUCAAGCUAGUCGUGGACAGGACCAAGAAGGUGCGACGGAAGCCCGAGCUGAUCCUUCGGACCGAGAAUGGCAUCUGGCUGAAUGUAGAGCCACUACCGGCUCGGCAAUGAGACGGGGGCCCUGGAGCCUUUCCCUGCCCAUCCCCACUGACCCUGCCAUCCCAAAGCACCCUAGAGACUGGGGAAGGGGCAUCAAAAAAGGGAGCAGGGAGAGGGCUGGAGUUGGAAAGCCCACAGUUGCAGACAGCAAACUUGCCUCCCUCCUACCAGGGGCGAGUACUGGGGACGCGAUUAGUCGGGGUGGGAAAGGGGGAAAGGCCAUGGUGGCAGCAUUGAAAAGCCUUGGGUACCCUUUCGUUUCCCUAGGCUGGUGAAGAGAGAAAAACGUCUGUGGAAGAGAGAGGUUGUUUAUCGUGGUGGUUGCCGCCAUCACCACCCCCACCAUGCCUUGCUAUGGCAGGGAGCUCCCAGAUGGAGCCAGAGCAGACAUUUUGAUCCCUGGGUGGAGCGUGGGUGGUGGAGGGUGGGGGAUCAGGAAGCCAUUUUGGCUCCACUCUUCCCUCUAGUUAGAUGAUUGUGGAAAACAAAAUUCAAACCUGAUAUUAAUUUUGUUCUUUAGGUUAUGUUUGUACAAAAGAAAAUCAAGGAGGUGUGACUUUAA
Messenger RNA from Tachyglossus aculeatus (Australian echidna), 2237 nucleotides. RefSeq names its product cytochrome P450 4F22. Gene Ontology annotation, molecular function: oxidoreductase activity, acting on paired donors, with incorporation or reduction of molecular oxygen; heme binding; monooxygenase activity. Bases 92 to 1687 code for a protein of 531 amino acids. The transcript is spliced from 13 exons. NCBI's taxonomy places the organism in Eukaryota, Metazoa, Chordata, Mammalia, Monotremata, Tachyglossidae. The record is from RefSeq and is a predicted model, not a curated record.